CCGCCAAGGAUGCAGAAGGCCAUGAAGAUGAUCAAAGACGAAGAUAUGCACUUCAACUUGGGUGUGAAGAGCAGCUCUUCCUUUCCCCAUGGCCUGCAGCCAGUGGUCUCCCGAGGGAAGGCUCCCCAAAGACACCCCUUCCCAGAAGCUCUCCGGGGGCCAUUUUCCCAGUUUCGCUAUGAACCUCCUCCGGGAGAUCUGGAUGGAUUCCCUGGGGUCUUCGAAGGGGGUGGAUCCCGGAAACGGAAGAGCAUGCCCACGAAGAUGCCCUACAGCCACCCAGCCGAGGAAGCGUCCCUUGCACCCCACUCUGAGGAUGGCAAGAGCCGUGGCCCCCCGACAUUGCCUCUGCUCUUCUCGCCGCCGCGCCCCAAGUGUGACUCUCAGAUGAUCGACCUGUGCAACGUGGGCUUCCAGUUCUACCGCACCCUGGAGCACCUGGGCGGCAAGCCGGUCAAGCAGGAGCCCCUGAAGCCCAACGCCAUAUGGCCCCAGCCCGCGGCCCCUCCCUUCCUGCCCACGCCAUACCCCUACUACCCCAAAGUCCACGCGGGCCUCAUGUUCCCCUUCUUCGUGCCCUCCUCCUCCCCCUUCCCCUUCGGCCGGCAUGCCUUCCUGCCCAAGCAGCCCCCUGAGCCAGCAUUACCCCCAAAAGCCGAGCCCCAAGACAGCGAGGAGACCAAGCAGAAGGUGGAGAGGGUGGACGUGAACGUCCAGAUCGACGACAGCUACUACGUGGACGUGGGCGGGGCUCAGAAGCGCUGGCAGUGCCCCACCUGCGAGAAGUCCUACACCUCCAAGUACAACCUGGUGACCCACAUCUUGGGUCACAAUGGGAUCAAGCCGCACGCGUGCACCCGCUGUGGGAAGCUCUUCAAACAGCUCAGCCAUCUGCACACCCACAUGCUCACGCACCAGGGGACGCGGCCCCACAAGUGCCAGGUGUGCCACAAAGCCUUCACCCAGACCAGCCACCUGAAGCGUCACAUGAUGCAGCACAGCGAGGUGAAGCCACACAACUGCCGCGUGUGCGGCCGGGGCUUCGCCUACCCCAGUGAGCUCAAGGCCCACGAGGCCAAGCAUGCCAGUGGGCGGGAGAACAUCUGCGUGGAGUGCGGCCUCGACUUCCCCACCCUGGCCCAGCUGAAGAGGCACCUCACCACGCACCGGGGCCCCAUCCAGUACAACUGCUCCGAGUGCGACAAGACCUUCCAGUACCCGAGCCAGCUGCAAAAUCACAUGAUGAAGCACAAGGACAUCCGGCCCUACAUCUGCUCCGAGUGUGGCAUGGAGUUCGUGCAGCCCCACCACCUCAAGCAGCACUCGCUCACCCACAAGGGCGUGAAGGAGCACAAAUGUGGGAUUUGUGGGCGAGAAUUCACCCUGCUGGCCAACAUGAAGAGACAUGUGCUGAUCCACACCAACAUCCGUGCCUACCAGUGUCACCUGUGCUACAAAAGCUUUGUGCAGAAGCAGACCCUCAAGGCACACAUGAUCGUCCACUCCGAUGUGAAGCCUUUCAAAUGCAAGCUGUGUGGGAAGGAAUUCAACCGAAUGCACAACCUGAUGGGUCACAUGCACCUGCACUCGGACAGCAAACCCUUCAAGUGCCUCUACUGCCCCAGCAAGUUCACCCUGAAGGGGAACCUCACGCGUCACAUGAAGGUCAAGCACGGAGUUAUGGAGCGGGGCCUUCACUCUCAAGGUUUAGGAAGGGGGAGAAUUGCCCUGGCACAGACUGCGGGUGUCCUGAGGAGUAUGGAGCAGGAGGAGCCCUUUGACCUGUCCCAGAAGCGUGGGGUGAAGGGGCCGCUGUUCCAGUCGGACGGGGAGAGUGCCCGGGGCAGCCCCUGCCAUGAGGAGGAGGAGGAUGAUGAGGACAACUGCUGCGAGGUGGAGCCCCAAAGCCCCAGCCUGGCCCCCCAGAGUCAGCAGCUCUGCACACCCCAGGAUCUGUCCACCAAGCCUGAGAUCCCCAGCCAGGAGCUAGGAGAAGCUCGCAAGGAUGGGAAGGAGGCUGAGCCCCCAGAAGAACAGGAGGAGCGGAGCAAGGACGACCAUGAGGCACGGGCAGAGGGUGGCCAGGAGAGAGACUGUGCCCGCAGAGACGCGUGCAUGGGUCUGGGGUUUUUCCAGAGCACCCGGCGGGGCCCCUCUUUUUCUGAUUACUUAUACUUUAAGCACAGAGAUGAGAGUUUAAAAUUACUGGAGAGGAAAAUGGAAAAACAAGCAGUGCUCUUGGGUAUCUAAGUGGAUAGUUUUUAAAUUGCAUUUGGAAAAUGAGAACUAGGCAGUUCAAAUACAGCUUUCUGCAUGAACUGUCAUUUGCUGAGGACUGGCAAGUGCCACCAAUCUUUACAGAUAGCUCAGACUAAAUGAGCAGGAAAUAUAAAUCCUUCUCAGGUCAUUCCUUGGGCCCUUCAUACUUUUAACACACAGGCAGUGUCUUCUCCUGUGUUAUUUUAUACAUCACCUAUGUAAUAAACUGUGCGUAUUCCUCUAGAUAUCUAAUUGUAAGCUCAGGUGCUUCUAGAAAUUCUGUUUUCCUGUGACUAACGUCCUGCCUCACAUGGUAAACUUCCUUUUAGCUGAAAAACUAUGGUGCUUGACAUACUAGCUGAUUAAUAAUUAUUUAGUUGAACUUGUGAAAGUUACAAUAUUUUGCUAGAUGAAAAUAUUAGUAGUUGUAUAUAUAAAAAUAGCCUUUAUUAAAUAAUACAAAUACCAGAAAUGCCACAGGAGGCUGAGCUAUGGAAAAGGAUAUUCUCUAGGAGUUGCCGUAGAUGUAAGAUGCAAUUUCGGAAGGUGCAUGGUUUUGACAAAGGGAAAACCAGAAAAACUUAGAUCCUCCUUGGGUCUCUUGUUCUGCUUCAGCUUCCUUGGUCCGGUGGGGUAUUGGGAGCAUAUUUGCAGAUGACUGGACAAUGCUCAGGGGUCCCAGCUCUUCAGAGUGACCCCUCAGGUCCUGAGCGGAGCUCCCUCCCACAGAGCCUUGCUUUGAGGCCUCAGCCCUUGCAAGUGGCGGCAGAGAGAGUUGUCCCAGUGAGCAUGGGUCUCUCCUGGGUGCUGGAGCUCAGGGAUGAGUGGAGGAAUUCUUCUUGAAACAAGCUAUGUUUAUUUGAGGGAUUCGAAAAUUCAUCAGCCAAUGACUACAAAAAGACCUGGCCUGUGCUCUCAGUGCUGGUGCAGAGACUCACUCGGGGGGAGCCUUUAAGGAAAUACCCUGAUUCUGGUUUCAUUUGCCAUAGUGACUGUGAAACCAGCAUUGGUAACUUCCAAAUUGCCCCAGGUGCCUCUGUGUACAGCCUCAGCUAAGAAAGAUCCACUGGGUUCCAAUAACCCUCACUCAUUUCUAUGUCACCUGUGACACCUCCCCUCCCAUGAUCCCCUCUCAGGGACACUACAGAUAUUCUGAUUCUGGCUUCAGAGUCACUGAGUUAGAGGAUGGAAGCCUGCAUUCAUAAUGCUGACUAAGGUCUUUGUACCUGUUCUGUAAGAGCCUGGGGGUGGGGUGAGCACACAUAUACACACUCCAUCUAGAUACACACAUGUUAUACAAGACAAUGCCUGUGAUGUUCAGUGGCUACUUAGUAGGUUGAAAAGUGCAUAGUGACAAUGGUGGCUUAUGGUGACUAGCUUUUCCUGCCCACUUGUUAGAGCCUUGAGGACUAUGAUGGGUGGGCUGGGCCCAUUGGGUAGGCCUUCUUAGGCACUGGCACAGAACAAAGAGAUACUGAGAAGUUGCUGCAAAUGUGAGGCUGUGACCCUUGGGAGGUACAGCCUCUUGGUUGGGAGUUUCAGCACUUGCUGGUAGAGCUGGGUACUGCUGAUUACUUUGCUUCCUCUUCUCCCAAAC
Messenger RNA from Castor canadensis (American beaver), 3856 nucleotides. NCBI's taxonomy places the organism in Eukaryota, Metazoa, Chordata, Mammalia, Rodentia, Castoridae. The record is from RefSeq and is a predicted model, not a curated record.